Cetraspora pellucida is the source of this 414-nucleotide messenger RNA. NCBI's taxonomy places the organism in Eukaryota, Fungi, Glomeromycota, Glomeromycetes, Diversisporales, Gigasporaceae. The record is from the annotation of a GenBank genome assembly.
AUGUUUGUCUGUAGUGUGUAUAAAAGAAAUUUCAGAUGUUUAACAAGUCUCAAAAAUCACAGAAAAGUUCACAAAACCUAUUAUUAUAUUGAAUAUUAUACUGCCACUAGUUCAAAUAAGAGCAUGAAUAAUUGUAGUUCUGAUAAAACAAAGAUUACAUAUGACAAAGCUCCUGAAUUUGAGUCAAUAGUAAUCAAUAAUCAGCAAAUAGCUUACAAUUAUGAUCAGAUAUUUGAGGAAAAUAAUAAGUUUGGUCAUAUUAUUGAAGAAAAUAGCAAGUCUAAUCAAAUGUUUGAGAAUAACAUAUUAGAAAAUGAUAAGAUUAGUGAAGAAAUUUGUAGUAAUGACAGUGAACUUAGUGAUAUUGAUAAUGCAGAAUUUCCAAAUACAGCGUAUAGAGAUUUUAUAGAUAUA